CCGUCCCCGCCCGACCCCGGCCCCGGCCCCGUCCCCGUCCCCGCCGAGCCCCGAGCGGCCCCCGCGCCGGGCCAUGGCGGCGCGGCCGGGCGGGUGAGCAGCGGAGCGCCCGGCGGCGCGGCCCCGAUGCGGAGCAGCGGCCGCCAUGCAGCCGCCGCCGCAGCCCUACGAGUUCCUGGGCGAGGAGAACGGCCCGAAAUGGCGCGGGCUCUUCGUGCCCGCCCUGCGCAAGGUUCAGCAACAGGUUCACCCAAACCUGUCGGCAAAGGAAGAUUCCCUGUAUUACAUUGAGGAGUUGAUCCUUCAGCUGCUGAACAAGCUGUGCAUCGCUCAGCCCAGGACUGUCCAAGAUGUGGAGGAGCGGGUCCAGAAGACAUUUCCUCACCCCAUAGACAAGUGGGCGAUCGCUGAUGCUCAGUCUGCCAUAGAGAAACGGAAAAGAAGGAACCCUCUCCUGCUCCCUGUGGACAAAAUCCAUCCUUUACUGAAGGAGGUCCUGGGCUAUAAGGUGGAUUACCAUGUCUCUCUCUAUAUCGUGGCUGUCUUGGAAUACAUCUCAGCUGACAUUUUAAAGCUGGCUGGAAACUAUGUUUUCAAUAUCCGGCACUUUGAGAUCUCCCAGCAGGACAUUAAAGUAUCAAUGUGUGCUGAUAAGGUUUUGAUGGAUAUGUUUGAUCAGGAUGAGAUUGGAUUGGUUUCUCUGUGUGAGGACGAGCCCUCUUCUUCUGGGGAACUCAACUACUAUGACCUUGUGAGGAAUGAAAUAGCAGAGGAAAGGCAGUACCUGAGGGAGCUGAACCUGAUCAUCAAAGUAUUUCGGGAAGCUUUCCUGUCCAACAGAAAACUCUUCACACCCAAUGAUAUUGAUGUGAUAUUCAGCAACAUCUCAGACAUCCACGAGCUGACGGUGAAGCUUUUGGGAUUGAUCGAGGACACCGUGGAAAUGACGGAUGAGAGCAGCCCCCACCCUCUGGCUGGCAGCUGCUUUGAGGAUCUUGCAGAGGAACAAGCCUUUGAUCCAUAUGAAACCUUGUCCCAGGAUAUUCUCUCUCCACAAUUUCAUGAGCAUUUUAAUAACCUAAUGGCAAAACCUGCUGUUGCUCUCCACUUCCAGUCCACUGCUGAGGGGUUUAAAGAAGCUGUACAAUACGUCCUCCCCCGCCUGCUGCUCAUCCCAGUCUAUCACUGUUUGCACUACUUUGAGUUACUACAGCAAUUGCAGGAAUGCAGUGAGGAUGAAGAGGAUCGGGAAUGCCUGAAACAAGCCAUCACUGCCCUCCUGAACCUGCAGUGCAGCAUGGAGCGCAUUUACAGCAAACACUCCCCGAGGCGGCGGCCUGGGGAGCCGGUCUGUCGCUUCUACCACCGGCAGAUAAGGAGCAAACACUUGGCCAUCAAGAAAAUGAACGAGAUCCAGAAAAACAUUGAUGGCUGGGAAGGCAAAGACAUUGGGCAGUGCUGCAAUGAGUUCAUCAUGGAAGGGGGCCUGACCAAAAUAGGAGCCAAGCACGAGCGGCACAUCUUCCUCUUCGACGGUUUGAUGAUCAGCUGCAAAACCAACCACGGGCAGUCGCGGCUCCCCGGCUACAGCAGCGCCGAGUACAGGCUGAAGGAGAAGAUCAUCAUGAGGAAAAUCCAGGUGAUUGACAAAGAGGACACCCCUGAAUACAAACAUGCCUUUGAGCUGGUGUCUAAGGAUGACAACAGCGUCCUGUUUGCUGCCAAGUCCGCCGAGGAGAAGAGCAACUGGAUGGCGGCGCUGAUCUCGCUGCAGUACCGCAGCACCCUGGACAGGAUGCUGGACUCAGUCCUGCUGCAGGAGGAGAACGAGCAGCCCCUGAGGCUGCCCAGCCCAAACGUUUAUCGUUUCGUCGUGGAGGACUCUGAGGAGAACAUUGUGUUUGAGGACAACCUGCAGAGCAGGAAUGGCAUUCCCAUCAUCAAGGGAGGGACGGUGGUGAAGCUCAUCGAGAGGCUGACGUACCACAUGUAUGCAGAUCCCAAUUUCGUACGGACUUUCCUCACCACCUACCGCUCCUUUUGCAAGCCCCAGGAGCUGCUGAGUUUGCUGAUAGAAAGGUUUGAGAUCCCGGAGCCGGAGCCCACGGAAGCAGACAGGCUGGCCAUCGAGAAGGGGGAGCAGCCCAUCAGCGCCGACCUGAAGCGCUUCCGCAAGGAAUACGUCCAGCCAGUGCAGCUCAGAAUAUUGAAUGUUUUUCGUCACUGGGUCGAGCACCAUUUUUACGACUUUGAGAGAGAUUUGGAGUUGCUGGAGAGGCUGGAGACCUUCAUUUCCAGUGUCAGAGGCAAAUCCAUGAAGAAGUGGGUGGAAUCCAUUGCUAAGAUCAUCAGGAGGAAGAAAGCCCAGGCCAAUGGGAUCAGCCACAACAUCACCUUCGAGAGCCCUCCCCCCCCCCUCGAGUGGCACCUCUGGCGCGUGGGGCACAGCGAGAGCCUGGACCUCAUGACCCUGCACCCCAUAGAGAUCGCUCGGCAGCUCACCCUGCUCGAGUCCGACCUGUACAGGGCAGUGCAGCCUUCGGAACUGGUUGGCAGCGUGUGGACUAAGGAAGAUAAGGAAAUUAACUCCCCAAAUCUCUUGAAAAUGAUUCGUCACACCACAAAUCUCACUCUUUGGUUUGAGAAGUGCAUCGUGGAGACGGAGAACUUUGAGGAGAGAGUGGCUGUGCUGAGCAGGAUCAUAGAAAUCCUGCAGGUUUUUCAGGAUCUGAACAAUUUCAACGGUGUUCUGGAGAUUGUCAGUGCCAUGAACUCUGUGUCAGUGUACAGGCUGGAUCACACCUUUGAGGCACUACAGGAAAGGAAGAAAAGAGUCUUGGAUGAAGCAGUAGAAUUAAGCCAAGAUCAUUUUAAGAAGUAUUUAGCUAAGCUGAAGUCAAUCAACCCACCCUGUGUGCCUUUCUUUGGAAUAUACCUGACAAAUAUCCUGAAGACAGAAGAAGGGAAUCCUGACUUCCUUAAAAGACAAGGGAAAGAAUUAAUUAACUUCAGCAAGAGGAGAAAAGUGGCUGAAAUUACAGGAGAAAUCCAGCAGUACCAAAACCAGCCUUAUUGUUUACGGAUAGAGCCAGAAAUCCGGAAAUUCUUUGAGAAUCUCAAUCCCAUGGGGAAGAUCCCAGAAAAAGAGUUUACAGAUUAUCUCUUCAACAAGUCCUUAGAGAUUGAACCUCGGAACUGCAAGCAGCCACCUCGAUUUCCUAGGAAAACAACGUACCCCCUGAAAUCCCCCGGGAUAAGGCCCAACACGGGCAGACACGGCUCCACCUCUGGCACCUUGAGGAGUCAUCCACUGCCACUCGAAAAGGAGCCCAGCAAGAUAAGCUUCAGUAGGAUCACUGAGGCGGAACACGAAUCCACAGUUUCGGCACCCACCUCUCCCAACACCCCGUCCACGCCACCGGUGUCGGCGACUUCGGAGUUCAGUGUGUUCUCAGACAUAGACCUCAACAGUUCUUACGGUAACAACAGCAUCUUCGCUCCUGUGAGUUUGCCUCAGUCGAAGACUUUCUUCAGCUCCUGGGGGAGCUUUCCCAAACUGAGUGAUGAGCCUCAGAACCCUCCUCCGCUUCCUCCACGAAAAAAGAUGGAUCAGGAUGCUUCUAAUGCUAAGGGAAACUUAAAGUCGGAUGACGACCCUCCGGCAAUCCCACCUCGGCAGCCGCCGCCUCCAAAGAUCCAGCCUCGUGCUCCUGCUUACACCAACCCCCUGGACCAGCCUCUGCACAGCCCUCCUCCUCCACCCCCCCGGGACCCUCUUCCCGACACUCCCCCGCCGGUGCCGCUCCGGCCGCCUGAGCACUUCAUCAACUGCCCGCUGAGCCUGCAGCCGCCGCCGCUGGGACGCUUCCACAGGGAUCCCGAGUGGCUGCGGGAGGCUGGCACGGGCCCCAGCUCCCCGGGCACCCCUCCCAGCACCCCCUCUCCCCGGGUCCUGCGCCGCUGCUGCGUGACCAGCGCGAGUCACAACAACCUGGUGCACCCGCCCGUGCCCCCCGUCCCACCCCGGCACAACUCCAGCCCUCAGCUACCAAAACUGCCACCAAAGACUUACAAAAGGGAGCUCUCCCACCCUCCUUUGCACAGACUGUCUUUGCUAGAAAAUGCAGAAACUCCUCAAUGACCUUUGCCAUAGUAGUCAUUGACACUGGAAUAGUAUUUGUAAAGUUUCCUCUUUUCUUUUUUUUUUUUUUUUUUUUAUUUAUUCGAAAAGAAAAAAAAGGCGGUGUAUUUUAGUAUUUUCACAAAUUAUGCUCUUAAAGUGCUGCUGAUCAAAAAAAAAAAAAAAAAAAGGUUUAAAUUGGAAAAAAUUCAGAUGACACACACACAAACACUCCAGCCUGUGUGGUUGGGCAGCAUUACCCUCAGGUGAGCAGCAGCAUUGCCUUGGUUCACAUCCUCAGUGCCGACAGUUCUGCCAGGACACAAAAAUAGACCUUUUGCACUGUAAAAUACACUAAACGAAUUUUAAACUGACAUCACUGAAUUGCACUGAGCCAAAAAAAAAAAAGGUGCGUCUGUGGAAUUUUUUUCAAAAAAAUUUGAGCACCAGUGGCCUUUUUUUUUUAGUUAAAAAAACCCAACCAUGGGACGCUCAACAACACAAGGAUAUAAAGUGUCACCGAUUUGAAACCUCUGGCUAAGCCUGGAGGUUCCUGAGUGACAGCUCCUGUUCUGGGAUAUUUUCAUGCCGUGUCUUAAUCGCCAUUGAUUUGCUGCUGAAGACAAAAACUAGGUUGAAAUCUAAAUACCAAAAUAUUCAGUUGGCCUUGGUUAUUUGGAGAAAGGAUGAACAAGGAGUACCCAUCUGGGAUAUUGGGAAGGAUCCCAAGUACAUCCUGUUCAGAUGUGCCUUUUUAUUUUGGUAGGCGAAGGUGUCUUAAGCUAAAGAAUUUAUCUACUGUUGUGGAGAACAAAACUAUGCCUGUGUCUGUACAAUUGUUUAUAUUGUAUAUUUACAUAUAUUCUAAUCACCUGUAUAAAUUGAAGUUGACUUUGAGGCCUAUAAUACAGUUGCUACUCCUGUGAUCGUAUCCAGCCAGAAGCGUUUCCUCUGGCUUGGGAACAGUCUUGCCUUCCAAACCUAACAACUUUUCUGUAGAUCUACACUUAACUUAAUCGUGAAUCCAUUUUGGAAAUUGGUAGCAUUUAAACCAGCAAACACUUAAAAAGCUUUAUUAAACUUUUUGAACUGAUAAGUGAAUGGAACUUUUCUUUGCCAGUCGAACGCCGUGUUUGAACUGGUGCGAGAGUGAGUCUGUUUUACUGGUAGUACUGUAGCAGCAUUUAUAAAGUGGCCUUCAGAAGCCACAUUUUAUUUACUGGUCUGUGGCCUUUUACUGUGCUUUGUAUCAGAGUUCUUAACAAGAUUAAUAAAUCACCCCAGUCUUAAUUUUUAA
This is a messenger RNA of Pseudopipra pipra, 5417 nucleotides long. It is a transcript of the gene SOS2, whose product is annotated as SOS Ras/Rho guanine nucleotide exchange factor 2. Gene Ontology annotation, cellular component: plasma membrane. Lineage: Eukaryota; Metazoa; Chordata; Aves; Passeriformes; Pipridae. Bases 146 to 4141 code for a protein of 1331 amino acids. The record is from RefSeq and is a predicted model, not a curated record. The transcript has 23 exons. Gene Ontology annotation, molecular function: protein heterodimerization activity; guanyl-nucleotide exchange factor activity. Gene Ontology annotation, biological process: positive regulation of GTPase activity; Ras protein signal transduction.